CGUCACUUGAAAAUGACGUAGUCUCAACAAUAACGAGUAAAUAAUUUAGAAAAAAAUAUAAAACACAUUUUAUUUAAAUACUGAAAUCGAUUUAAAUAUAAAAUAAAAGACAAAGUGAUAGUUAAAAAUGUUUUGCUGUUUCAAAUACUGUAUGAACGGCUUCACACUGACGCCAAGUGUGCCGAUACGUGUGAAGAGUAAUCCUGUACAGUUAGAUACUUUACAUAUGGGACAUGAAGUAGUAAUAGUGAAAGGAGGCCAGCGAGUCUGUGGGUCUGGUUGCGCCCUGGGCAAUGCUCCACUUGUACAAAACAAAGCUUACUUUGAGGUCAAACUGCAGCAGGGAGGAGUUUGGGCGGUUGGCCUGGCCACAAGAGAUGCUGAUCUUAAUAGGGUACAUGGUGGAGUAGACAAAGACUCAUGGUGCCUCAACAGUGAUGGUACAGUUCGACAUGACAAUGUAGAAUUAUAUCACCUCCAACCUGCACCACAGGACUCCCCGACCACAGAGAUCCUAGUCACUACAGCAAAUCAUGACAACCAAACAGAGAAUGAGAAACCAGAGAGUGAGAAAGGGAAUGAGAAAGCAGCAGUGAUGCCUGGAGAGGGAGAUGUGAUAGGAGUGGCAUAUGAUCAUGUGGAGCUCAAUUUUUUCCUGAACGGCAAGAAUAUGGAAAUACCUAUUAGGAAUGUUAGAGGCACUGUGUAUCCUGCACUUUAUGUUGAUGAUGGUGCUAUUCUGGAUAUAAUAUUAGACAACUUCAGAUAUCCGCCACCGACGGGCUAUGAAAAGAUAAUGGUCGAACAGUCUUUACUUUAACAGAUGAAUAUGUAUUGAAUUGCUAGUGUGUGCAUCGUGUGAACCGCUCUUCAGGCUCCAAAUUAAGUACGAUAUACAU
Molecule: messenger RNA, 899 nt
Organism: Maniola jurtina (meadow brown)
Lineage: Eukaryota; Metazoa; Arthropoda; Insecta; Lepidoptera; Nymphalidae
Product: SPRY domain-containing protein 7
Exons: 4
Coding region: 128-820 (230 amino acids)
Molecular function (GO): protein binding
Source: RefSeq, a predicted model, not a curated record